Messenger RNA from Polyodon spathula (Mississippi paddlefish), 2913 nucleotides. RefSeq names its product ATP-dependent DNA helicase Q1-like. Gene Ontology annotation, molecular function: four-way junction helicase activity; 3'-5' DNA helicase activity; ATP binding. The record is from RefSeq and is a predicted model, not a curated record. The coding region runs from base 1105 to 2775 and encodes 556 amino acids. Gene Ontology annotation, cellular component: chromosome; cytoplasm. NCBI's taxonomy places the organism in Eukaryota, Metazoa, Chordata, Actinopteri, Acipenseriformes, Polyodontidae. The transcript has 13 exons. Gene Ontology annotation, biological process: double-strand break repair via homologous recombination.
UCGGAGAGGUGCUGAUCUCUGGAAAUGAAAGCUGGAAGUGCUUGGCAAAUGUCCUAGAAUGAUCUGAUGCCUUGAGGACAGUUUCUAGUAGAUUUCCCUUUCUGCUGCUCCCAGGACCUUCCUGCUGUAAAGCUUCUAAUGCUCCCCGCCACCGUGGGCGCGGACAUUUUUGGAAACGUAACCCUCUGCUCAAACUCCCGCUGUCUCCACUUCAAAAAAUAAAGACGCAUUUCAGCAGCCCCGCAUCAGCUCAACUACCUGCUUUAGCCACAGGCAUCCAACAGGCCCCUGUAGUUGUAUCGGCUCCUGUGAAUCCCCGUAGGCCCCUGUUCAACCAGGUGUCCUACCCUCGCUAUCGGGUUUAUCAGGCGUUUAAAAUGUUCAGUUUGUCGGCCCUCACCACACUCUCUCCCUCUCAUCUGUCCUCUGGACAUCCAACAGGCCCUCACCACACUCCCUCCCUCUCAUCUGUCCUCUGUGGGCAUCCAACAGGCCCUCACCACGCUCCUUCCCUCUCAUCUGUCCUCUGUGGACAUCCAACAGGCCCUCACCACGCUCCUUCCUUCUCAUCUGUCCUCUGUGGGCAUCCAGCAGGGACCCACUUCGUUCCAUCCUUUUCUGUCCACUGCCGUUGUCCAACAGUCCCCUGUAGCACCACCACCGGCUUUUCCGUCCUCUGUUCAAUAGCCGUACUCGGUCCUUCAAUCUUUCUCCUCUCACGCUCCCUCCCGUGGAUUCCCAGAUUGUCUGCAUGUAGGAAAGGCAAUUCACUUCGCCAUUGAUUCCCAGAGGUUUAUUUCCCUGGAAUAAUUUCCCCUCCUGCAUGCUAAAUGUUUCAUUGACAAUCAAAGUGUGCACUUUAAAUUCACCUUUCACGGCACUGAGCCCGCUCGCUUUUCUUUUUUGGGGGGGGUCCCAAUCUGAGCUGGACUCAGUCAUAAUUCUCACUAUGUUAUUCCUGCAGGCACCUUCUCCAUUUGUACUCGCAGCAUUGAGAUCUGCUUAGAUCAUUUUUGGGGGUCUCCUGCAUCGUCCUACAGUCUGGUGUUUUUUCCAUAGUGUAUUUGAGGACCUGAAUGUUCAUAGUUCAGAUUGGUGUUUGAAAUGGCCGAUACUGCUGAGAUAUUGCAGGAGUUGGACUCCAUUGAGAAUGAACUGAAGGCAGUGGAGCUACAGAUUAGUGAUCUUCAAGAACGUCAGAGGGAACUGAAUGCCAGCAAGAACUGGCUGCAGAAGAAGCUGAAACAGUGCACUAGGGAUGCAGGGCCAAGCAAAAAGGAAGAGGUGGACUUGCAAAGCUUCACUAAGCAAGAUUUCCCAUGGUCCAAGAAGGUUGAGAAAGCUCUCGGAAUGUUCAAACUGUCCGCAUUCCGGCCCCUGCAGCUCGAGACCAUCAACAUCACCAUGUCUGGGAGGGACGUGUUCCUGAUCAUGCCCACCGGAGGAGGGAAGAGUCUGUGCUACCAGCUGCCAGCGAGCUGCUCCGAGGGGUUUACCUUGGUAAUUGCUCCACUGGUUUCUUUGAUGGAGGACCAGCUUAUGAGUUUGGAGAAGUUAGGGAUUUCAGCAGCCACAAUUAAUGCAUCUAGCUCAAAGGAACAUGUUAAAUCGGUUCAGAAUGCGAUGCUUGACAAGACGUCCGAUAUGAAACUGCUGUACGUCACCCCUGAGAAAAUUGCGAAAAGCAAAAUGUUCAUGUCCAAGCUGGAAAAAGCUUACCAUGCAGGCCGGCUGACACACAUUGCAGUGGAUGAGGUGCACUGCUGCAGCCAGUGGGGACAUGACUUCAGACCAGACUACAAGGUCCUUGGUAUCCUGAAACGGCAGUUCCCAAGCGUUCCUUUGAUCGGACUGACUGCGACUGCCACCAAGAGCGUGCUCAAGGACUGCGAGGAAAUCCUGUGCCUCAAAGAUACUAUUACGCUGUCUGCCUCAUUCAAUAGACCCAACCUUUAUUAUGAGGUACGUCUGAAACCGUCAAGCACUGAAGAUUUCACUGAAGACAUUGUGAAACUAAUCAAUAAGAGAUACAAAGAUCAGUCAGGUAUCAUUUACUGCUUUUCCCAGAAGGACUCUGAGUACGUCUCUGUAAAUCUGCAGAAAAUGGGAAUAAAGGCCAGGCCUUACCAUGCCAACAUGGAAGCUACUGAGAAGUCCAGUGUGCAUAAAGAGUGGACUGAGAACAAAAUCCAGGUUGUGGUGGCAACAGUAGCCUUUGGAAUGGGGAUUGAUAAGCCUAACGUGAGGUUUGUUAUUCAUCAUACAAUGAGCAAAUCUAUGGAGAAUUACUACCAGGAGAGCGGCCGUGCAGGUCGAGAUGACAGGAAUGCAGAUUGCAUUUUGUACUAUGGUUUUGUAGACAUCUUUAAAGUAAGUUCCAUGGUUGUAAUGGAAAAUGUUGGGCAACAGAAGCUCAACCAAAUGGUGUCCUACUGCCAGGAUGCAACCAGGUGUCGCCGUGUGCUGAUAGCAAAGCAUUUUGAUGAAGUGUGGGAUACAAAGCAUUGCAACAAGAUGUGUGAUCAAUGCCGUCAUAAUCCAUCCUCGGAGUCGGUGGACGUGGCAGACCACUGCAGGGACCUGCUUCAGAUCCUACAGCAGGCUCAGCAGAUGGAUGAGAAGCUGACUCCUCUGAAGACCAUCGAUUCCUGGAUGGGGAAGGGAGCUGCCAAGCACAGAGUCCUGGGCGUGCCUCCGUCCAGCCUCCCUAGACUGGAGAUGGAGAUGGUCAUCGCUCACCUGCUGGUGCAGCAGUAUCUCAGGUGCACACUUUGACACACGCAGCUCGUGCCUCUUUGAUAGCAUACAGUAUAUAUGUCACACUGCCGUUUAACAACGCCUAGGCAUUGAGCACAACGGAGCGAUUUCAUUUCAAAGCUUCGUUCAGGCUUCACCAACUGCCUUUAAUUUAAU